Messenger RNA from Arabidopsis arenosa, 3910 nucleotides. The record is from the annotation of a GenBank genome assembly. NCBI's taxonomy places the organism in Eukaryota, Viridiplantae, Streptophyta, Magnoliopsida, Brassicales, Brassicaceae.
AAUAAAAUAGAUCAUCCUAUAUAUAGGAGCUUUUAAUGGAAGACGAUGACUCUCCUUCUUCUCGGGAUUUGGAUGCACAGAACCCUUAUGAUCGAUUGCUUGCUCUAGAUACAAGUACCGUAGAUUCAAAUUGUAACUUGGAUUCGGUUUCUGCUAUUUAUUUAGCGAUGAAGAGCUCGAAGCUGGAAUGUGUUGAUGAGCGUGGCCAAGAUUCCCUUAUAACCUCGGUAUGCAUGGAGGAUGAAGAGGAUGAGGAACUCGAUGAGUUUGAUCCUUAUCUGUUUAUCAAGAACUUGCCGAACUUGUCUUCUGUUGUCCCAACUUUCAGGCCGGUCUUGCUUCCUAAACAAACCCGAAGCUGUCCUCCUAUUUCUCUAGUCCUAGACCUUGAUGAAACUCUUGUGCACUCGACUCUAGAACCGUGUGGUGAGGUGGAUUUCACAUUCCCUGUAAAUUUUAAUGAAGAAGAGCAUAUGGUGUAUGUGCGGUGCCGUCCUCACCUCAAAGAGUUUAUGGAGAGAGUUUCCCGUCUUUUUGAGAUCAUUAUAUUUACAGCUAGCCAAAGCAUUUAUGCCGAGCAACUUCUGAACGUACUUGACCCUAAGAGAAAGCUCUUUCGCCAUAGAGUGUACCGUGACUCCUGUGUUUUCUUUGAUGGUAACUACCUAAAGGAUUUGUCAGUCCUUGGGCGUGAUUUAUCUCGUGUUAUCAUUGUUGACAACUCCCCACAGGCAUUUGGUUUCCAAGUGGAGAAUGGGGUUCCAAUAGAGAGCUGGUUUAAUGACCCAUCAGAUAAAGAACUCCUUCACUUGCUCCCAUUUCUUGAAAGCUUAAUUGGAGUUGAAGAUAUAAGGCCAAUGAUCGCCAAGAAAUUCAAUCUAAGGGAGAAGAUCGAUGCAGCUGUAGCUGCACCUGAAUAUCCUGUCGAGGCGGGAGAUCCUUUCGAAAGGUUAGACGACUCUACUAGACCUAUGAUUGAUCCUAGCCCUAUUCCUAGUACUAGCCCUAGCCCUGCCUCGACUUCUUCCGUAUCUUCCUCCGGUUUUGGUAACGCUUCCACGACAAUGCCGAGACUGGAAACAUUUGAGCCUGUUGGCCGUGAUCUGGCGGCUGUGGACGGUGUUGAUUUCAAUUUGAUGGAGGAGGAGUAUCAAGUCCAGUUAGCUAUGGCGAUCAGCGUCUCUGAUCCUGAUCCGAGAGAGAAUGCAGAUACGGCUCAGCUUGAUGCCGCUAAGAGGAUUAGCCUUGGUGUUUCGGCUCCGGUCACCGACGCUGAUUCCGCCGUUGACUUUCUUUCGCUUCGUUAUUGGGGACAUAAGGUCAUUAAUUAUGACCAGAAAGUCAGGGAUGGUUUUUACGAUGUGUAUGGGAUUACUUCCAAUUCUCUUUCACAGGGGAAGAUGCCACUUCUUGUGGAUCUUCAAGCGAUCUCUAUUUCAGACAAUGUUGAUUAUGAGGUCAUUUUGGUUAACCGAUUGAUUGAUCCUGAACUACAAGAGCUAGAGAGGAGAGCAUCCGCUUUGGCUUCGGAAUGUCCAGACUUUGCCCCUGGUCAGGUGUCAAGUGAUUUGACUCAGAAAAUUGCAAAUAUAGUUGUAGAGCAAAUGGGUGGCCCCGUUGAAAAUGCUGAUGAAGCAUUGAGAAGGUGGAUGCUUCGGAGCUAUGAACUAAGGAAUUCUUUGAACACUACUAUUCUUCCACUUGGUCGAGUUAAUGUUGGUCUUGCACGACACAGGGCUUUGCUUUUCAAGGUCCUUGCUGAUAGGAUUAAUCUCCCAUGUAUGCUGGUAAAAGGCAGUUACUACACUGGAACUGAUGAUGGGGCUGUGAACUUGAUUAAACUAGAUGACAAAAGUGAAUACAUUAUUGAUUUAAUGGGUGCUCCGGGUGCUCUGAUCCCUUCUGAGGUUCCAAGCAGUUUUCUUCCAGUUUCUUGCACAGAUACAAGAGUAUUUCCUGAGGAUUUGGACUCGUUGCAACAUUCAUCCCCCGUACUUGAGAAAGAAAUUGAAAAGCCAGCAUUUUCAGUUUUGGGGGAAGAAGAUUCUAGAUCUGGUAUGGGGGCAAACUUCUUCACUGGAAACCAUGAAGAAAAUAGUGACAGAUAUGCUGUUGAAAAACAUCAAACAGAGAGAUUUGAACAUGAUUUUGGGAAGUUAAUGCAAUCACAGCAGAUAUCUGGUGAAAAUUUGCCGCCAUUUUCUGGGAAACCGACUUGUGCACAGAAAGUUAAAGUUAAGAAUGUCUCAAAGUAUGUCAUAAGUGCAGCAAAGAACCCUGAAUUUGCGCAGAAAUUACAUGCUGUGUUGUUAGAAAGUGGUGCAUCACCUCCCCCAGAUUUGUUUAUGGAUAUUAACCCACAUAACUUGAGGGGAAAGAAUUUGCUUCAAGAAUUCCGCCAAGAAAGUAGCAAUUCUAUGGUUUCUGGUAUUUCAUGCUACCCAGAGAAGGUCGCAGAUCCGUUAGGUGAACAACUGAGAGAAUCUGAAAGGAACAAAAUAGCUGAGAGCUACCAACAAUCAGUGGAGGUCGAUUUGUCAAUGAAGAGAACCUUUGAUGUGGAUAAUACUGGUAAAGCUUCUUCAUCCGAAAAUAUGGAGGUUGGCACUGCUGAUGGGGAGCCUGCUGUUUGUGAUAGUCAUGACCAAGGGAUUAAUCCAUUGCUCGGAGAAGCUGCAAAGUGGGAAAUUAUGUGGGAAGAUCUUCAGAUUGGCGAGCGCAUUGGUAUUGGUUCAUAUGGAGAAGUUUAUCGUGCAGAGUGGAAUGGAACUGAAGUGGCUGUUAAGAAGUUUCUGGACCAAGAUUUCUCUGGUGAUGCAUUGACACAGUUCAAAUCUGAAAUUGAAAUAAUGUUGAGGUUACGGCAUCCAAACGUUGUUCUUUUCAUGGGAGCAGUUACUCGGCCGCCAAAUUUCUCCAUCCUGACAGAGUUCCUACCCAGGGGAAGUUUGUAUAGAUUACUCCAUCGACCGAACCAUCAGCUUGAUGAGAAGAGGAGAAUGCGGAUGGCUCUUGAUGUGGCAAAGGGAAUGAACUACUUACACACCAGCCACCCGACUGUUGUACAUAGGGAUUUAAAAUCUCCAAACCUUCUUGUUGAUAAAAAUUGGGUUGUGAAGGUUUGUGAUUUUGGAUUGUCCCGCAUGAAACACCACACUUAUUUGUCCUCAAAAUCAACUGCAGGAACGCCAGAAUGGAUGGCUCCAGAAGUUUUGAGGAAUGAACCGGCUAAUGAGAAAUGUGACGUGUACAGCUUUGGUGUUAUAUUGUGGGAAUUAGCUACUUCACGCAUCCCCUGGAAGGGUUUGAACCCAAUGCAAGUCGUUGGAGCUGUGGGAUUCCAGAAUAGACGCCUUGAAAUCCCAGAUGAUAUCGAUCCAACUGUUGCACAGAUAAUCCGUGAAUGUUGGCAAACGGAACCGCAUUUACGGCCAUCGUUUACACAACUGAUGCGAAGUUUGAAGCGGCUUCAGGGUCUAAACAUAAGCAACAGAUCGAACACGAGUGAAAGUUUGAUAGGUGCCAUUAGUUCCGGCGAAUUCAUAUUCGCACCAACAGUUUCGGAUGACUCGUUCUUUAUUAUCAGUUACGAUCCCAAGGAAGAUAUCGGCAGAAGAGUUGAGAUUGAAGGAAUUGGAGCUGGCUCGAAUUGUGUGACAAGCUUCUUGGAUUAUGUAGAGUGUCCUAUAUUUCUCUAAAGGAGUCUAUUUGUAUGGUUUGAUGACUAGCUGGUUUUUGUUCAGAUCUCUGGUUUCAUAGAUUUAUCUAGUUCAAUGGUUCUGGCUUGAUUAUGUUUAAGUUUUCUCUAGAACUUAUGUUUUUCUUAUUUGGUUAUCUUUGGAGAGAACCAGCAGUUCUUAUACAAGAUUUUCUUGCUCAUCAAGUUUGUGUAUAAAGGAUCCUUGCCAGA